This is a messenger RNA of Hemicordylus capensis (graceful crag lizard), 749 nucleotides long. RefSeq names its product apomucin-like. The record is from RefSeq and is a predicted model, not a curated record. The transcript is spliced from 7 exons. Bases 6 to 581 code for a protein of 191 amino acids. NCBI's taxonomy places the organism in Eukaryota, Metazoa, Chordata, Lepidosauria, Squamata, Cordylidae.
GUGGGAUGACCAGAGGUACUGGGGAAGCUGUCACUGAGUACACGGAAGGCACCCCAGAAAGCCUGGCUACAGCUACUAUAAGCACCACUGGAAGAAGACCUGGAGAAUGUCCUACAGUACCAGAAUCAGGCUCAUGUCGCUUUAAAAAUAAAUACCACAAGAUUGGAGAAACAUUUAAUGACCCAGACAAUCCAUGCCUCCACUACACCUGCACUGUAGGAGGCUUUACAACAGAAAUUGAAGAAUGUCCUGGACAGAACUGGUGCAGCAAUGAAUCCAGACUAUAUCAUGUGGAUAAAUGCUGCUAUGAUUGUGUAAACAGAUGUCAACCAACUCCUGUGAGGAUACAAGUUAGUGCAAAUGGGUGUAAAGGUUACAUCACAAUGGCAAAGUGUAUUGGUGACUGCAAAAAAGAAACCAUGUUUGAUGAUAUUGAUCGUAAGGUAGUGAAUGAGUGUUUAUGCUGCCAGCCAAAGGAACAUGAAAUCAAAAGUAUCCCAAUUUUCUGUCCUGGAGGAAGAUCAGAAGUGUAUACAUACAAACACACUGUUUCCUGCAGCUGCCAGGCCUGUGGCCCUUAACAUAUUUUUAAUAGUUUUUUCCUACAUUUACUGUGGUUUUAGAUUUUUCUGAAUUAAUAAUGAUUAAAAACAGUAGUAAGACAAUAUUUGUGUAUUAAGCAAGAUUAAUGUUCUCAGUAUCUUUGAAAUAUACAAAUCAAAACAAGAAUAAAUACUACUUUGCAGUUA